UGUGUGGUCUAGAUGAUACUGGAUAUAAAGACAAUCGUUCAAACGGUACAUUUGCAGAAGUGUCAGAAUUGUCUUGAUCCUGUUGAGCUGCAGUAUAUGCUGUAAAGAGUUUAUCUGGUGUAUUAGAAAAGAUGGCAUUCGGAUUGGUCUUUUUCUUGUAUUUCUGGGCAGCUGUUGCCAAUGGUAAACAGGCAGAGCUGAAACUGGAGGCAGAUCAGCCGUUCCUGCGUGUUCCUCUCUCCCAUGAAGCCACAAUCCAGUGCUGCUACUGCUGUAAGGAGAACCUCACUGUCAGCUGGAUCAUGAAAACUUUCACCAUGAAUGGCACCAUAAUACCCAGAUUUGUAAUUAUGUCAGAGAAUGUGGCUGCUGAAGCAAAUGGAAUCAAAUGCCAUCCAUUGGUUCUGAAGAACGUCCUUCUCAAUGACACAGGCCUGUACCAGUGUUACCUGAAUCACAGCUCUCAUCGCAUUUCCAUCUUUACUCAUGGCACCUUCCUCCAAGUCUACAAACCCUUCUUGAAGACCCUGAACCUCAGUGAAAGUGUCAAGAACAGCAUCAUUACAGCUGAGGGAGUAUUGCUGCUGCUGUGCGUGCUGAUCCCCAGCACCAUGCUCCUCUGUAAGUCAAAGACAUUGAAUCAACUGGAGAGAAAGAAUGGAAGGGAGGAGGAGAAUAUCUAUGAGGGUCUAAACUUGGAUGACUGCAACUCAGUAUACCAUAAAAUUCAAUGCUCUCAAAUGCAAGGCCCAUAUCAGGACGUAGCUAACUGUGGAGGUGACAUUCAGCUGGAGAAGCCUUAGCUGGAGCUAUAAAAAAGGGGAAGGGAACAAUAUUAAACACGAUAUGCAUAAAGAUGAGAGGACAAAAUUGGGAUAAGUAGGAAGUGAAAUAACAGGUGUUUAGGACCAUGUGUUUGAGUGUCAAAUGUUUCAAUUUCAGAAUUUUGUAAGCCUGUUGUCAGUAGCCUAUAAAGUAUGUCUUUGCCACUGUAUAAACUUGUUUGUGAUCUGCAGGGGGGAUUAUUUCAACGUUUUGUGCUUUAGUGUUUUAUUUCUGCUUAAUAUUUUGAUAUAUGUCACUUUUUAAGGGUGCCCUGAAAAGGAGUAAUUUGUUCAAAACAAAUACAUUAA
Xyrauchen texanus (razorback sucker) is the source of this 1133-nucleotide messenger RNA. Its product is annotated as B-cell antigen receptor complex-associated protein alpha chain-like. The transcript has 5 exons. Lineage: Eukaryota; Metazoa; Chordata; Actinopteri; Cypriniformes; Catostomidae. Gene Ontology annotation, cellular component: B cell receptor complex; external side of plasma membrane. The record is from RefSeq and is a predicted model, not a curated record. The coding region runs from base 132 to 803 and encodes 223 amino acids. Gene Ontology annotation, biological process: B cell receptor signaling pathway; B cell differentiation.